AUGGCGUCUAUGAAAGAAGUGUUCGCCGGAUACAACGCCCGAAAAGCCGACCUCGAAGCAAGCAAUAAUCCCUUUGCUAGGGGAGUUGCCUGGAUAGAAGGAGAGCUUGUACCGCUACACGAAGCUCGCAUCCCCCUGCUGGAUCAAGGCUUCCUGCACAGCGACCUGACCUACGAUGUCCCUGGCGUUUGGAAUGGACGCUUCUUCCGGUUGGACGAUCACAUCGCCCGAAUCGAUUCCAGCUGCACAAAGCUGCGACUCAAAUUACCGCUCCCACGGGAAGAGAUAAAGAAGAUCCUAGUCGACAUGGUGUCCAAAAGCGGAAUUCGCGAUGCCUAUGUCGAGCUGAUUGUGACCCGAGGUCUACGGCAUCUGCGCAGCGUUAGUAGCAAUGACGAGCUGGUCAAUAGUCUCUACAUGUUUGUCCAGCCCUACGUCUGGGUCAUGGAGCCUGAGAUGCAGCUUGGGGGAGGAGGCAAGGCCAUCGUAGCGCGUACCGUACGGCGCGUUCCACCUGGGUCCAUGGAUCCGACAAUCAAGAAUCUACAAUGGGGGGAUCUGACACGAGGACUGUUCGAAGCAGCUGACCGCGGUGCGACAUACCCUUUCCUCACCGAUGGAGACGCAAAUCUCACGGAGGGUUCCGGAUACAACAUUGUCCUGGUCAAGAAUGGCGUUAUCUACACGCCAGACCGGGGUGUCCUGGAGGGUGUGACCCGCAAGACUGUCAUGGAGGUGGCGCGGGCCAAUGGAAUCGAGGUUCGCAUGGAGGUUGUGCCGGUUGAACUGGGAUACCAAUCUGAUGAAAUUUUCAUGUGCACGACGGCCGGGGGGAUCAUGCCCAUUACCUCGUUGGAUGGUCAGCCGGUCAAGGAUGGGGAGAUUGGUCCCAUAACCAAGAAGAUCUGGGAUGGAUACUGGGCCAUGCAUUCUGAUCCGGCCUACAGCUUUGAGGUUCAAUACUAG
Penicillium lagena is the source of this 966-nucleotide messenger RNA. Its product is annotated as aminotransferase class IV. Gene Ontology annotation, biological process: carboxylic acid metabolic process. The transcript has a single exon. Gene Ontology annotation, molecular function: catalytic activity. The record is from RefSeq and is a predicted model, not a curated record. NCBI's taxonomy places the organism in Eukaryota, Fungi, Ascomycota, Eurotiomycetes, Eurotiales, Aspergillaceae. The coding region runs from base 1 to 966 and encodes 321 amino acids.